CCUAGGAGACUAGCAGCAGCCAGUAGCGCUUAUCACCAGUGAGCUUAUAACUCUACGGUGCUCACACUCUUCCUCGAAUAAGCCAACAAAGUACACUGUAAACUUUACCAUAGCACACUACAAUUGCAGGUACAGCUCCUUUGGCCCGUUCGGAUUACCUGUACCAUGUGUGAUGGAGGACGCCUGGUGACGGGUAAACACCGUCAGUUACAGCGAUCGUAAACACGGAACCACGUCCCUUUCCUGCUUGCCCUAGGAUGACACUGAUAAGAUAGUGCAGGCAAGAAUAGGGCUUUUCCGUCUGGCGCGUGUAACGGAUGGUUCCACAAGCUUCUCACCGAUGCACGCACAAACAGGUUGGGAUGCACAGAAACAGGAAUUGAGCGAGCUUAUAUCGCCCACCGUACGCGUGAUCCGGGAAGUCUACGAAGGCGAAAAUGCUCACGAAAUGUUCCAGAACGAUCUUAACCGGGCAUUGUACAAAAAGAUUCGCUUCAUCAUCAUAGAGCCAACGCGGCUGGGCGAGGAAACGGAACGGUGGAUUGCGGUCGGAAAUUGUUUGCACAAGACGUCUUUGAUGAGUGGUGCGGCAUCGAUAGCGAUUGGUCUAGUGUGGAAGUUAGACGUUUUCAGUUACUCGUUUUGUGCCGUAUCAGUGUUUUGCACAAGUCUGUACAGCAUUUGCUGGGCCUGCGAUCCUUGUGUAGAGUAUCAGGUCGAGCGAAAGCGGAAGAAUUUGAUGAAAAUUCCGGUCCCUGAAGGAGCCUCCACACCGGUGGUGUUGGUGCACACCGGCAAUAAGAUCGUGAUGUUUAGCCACAGGAUAGUUACGCUGUUGGCGGCCUCAUUCUGUGCUUGGAAGUUGUACCAAACGUUGCAGUAAGACGAUAAAUGUAAGAAUUAUUGCUGGCCGGCAGCGAAAAAAUGCUGAAACAGUGUACAGUAUGCCGGUCCGGGUGUAUCUUCCUGACCGUGCAACGACGGAAGUUCCUUAUCGUCGCUAUUGCAAAGUACGCCACUCACUGCCGCCUUUGCAAAACAGACCUCCCGAAGAAAUCGAAGACAAAACCGUGCGAACCACAUCCCAAAUAUUAGUGCAUGCCAAAAUUAGAGGUGAGGUGGUUAGCAUCGUGAACAGCUCAUGGCAAUAUACCGUCGAAACAAUCGUUCAGGGCACGACAAACUUGCAGCAUUUUAUGAUCCGCUUCGGAAACUAUCGGAUAUUCAACCUUGCAGGGUAGCAUUUCAUUAUUUAUGUUUUUUUAUGUUAUUCCGCCAGAUUUCCACCAAUGAGGGUUGUCGAUUGUCACAAAUGAAGGUAUUUGCAUUUAAAAGAAUGAAAGAAUGAGGAACCAGGUGAACUGAAUUUCAUUAUUAACCUUAUUGGUUCAACUAAGGAGUGAUGAUAACGUCAUUUUGAGAGCGUGUUUUUAAGAAGCAUAAUUCCGCCCGGACGAUUUUAACACUUUAGUCACAUGUUGCGACCCUUGAUUGCAGAUCUUUCAACGCUUCUAGUAAUAUUUCAUACGCGAUGGACUCGAUUGAUCUGCUUUGUGAGCAUAACUCUGGUGAUCAGUCGAAAUCUUGUUGGGUUCUGAUCAUUAAGACCGAUAUUUGUUCAAAUCUCACACUAAGGAAAUGAUUAAAUGGACUAGUGUAGUGAAGCUGCUGAAAGAGGGAGUGCUCAAACAAAGCGAUCAAAAAUAUUACACUCCUAAGCUUGCCUGGUUGACCUCAUAGGUGUUGUACAGCAGUAAACGGUGUGAUGGAGAGUAUUAAAGACAAACAUUUUAUCAUCGGCACGUUCCUUGCUGGUUAAGGAUGCUCAACACACGGACACGGUCCUGGAAUAAUGGAAAUAGUGGAUGCGUAAAUAAUAUUGCUGAAAAAGUUAAAUAUGCAAAAGAAAAAUUGAGCACAGUUACAGCGCACUGGACCAGAGCACAGGUCAUCGGAGCUGGAGAUAAAUAAGCACUACGGCAAGUUUUACAAAGGUGAGCUGGGUGCAACGAAUGCAAAAAGAAGAUAACAAAAUAAGCCAACGGUAGUUGUAAAACUGUGAGAUAAACGUAAUGUUAUAGAGAAAUUGUGGUUGAAGUUUAAUUUUCAAUA
Anopheles cruzii is the source of this 2112-nucleotide messenger RNA. It is a transcript of the gene Pmi, whose product is annotated as transmembrane protein 11 homolog, mitochondrial. Lineage: Eukaryota; Metazoa; Arthropoda; Insecta; Diptera; Culicidae. The transcript is spliced from 5 exons. Gene Ontology annotation, cellular component: mitochondrial inner membrane. Bases 341 to 883 code for a protein of 180 amino acids. Gene Ontology annotation, biological process: inner mitochondrial membrane organization. The record is from RefSeq and is a predicted model, not a curated record.